Messenger RNA from Dermacentor andersoni, 1164 nucleotides. RefSeq names its product mediator complex subunit 11 (gene MED11). The record is from RefSeq and is a predicted model, not a curated record. Gene Ontology annotation, biological process: regulation of transcription by RNA polymerase II. Gene Ontology annotation, molecular function: transcription coregulator activity. Gene Ontology annotation, cellular component: mediator complex. Lineage: Eukaryota; Metazoa; Arthropoda; Arachnida; Ixodida; Ixodidae.
ACAGGUCCGUGUUCAAGAUCAAAGCCAGCGUCAAAGCAUAUGAUCAAAGCCUUGUCAAAGCGGCGUGAAUGCUUUUCCUAAGUGAAUACACCGGCGUCUGUAUCGGUCGAACUUACCACUAAAAAUCGACGAUGAACUCUAUGACAACUCUGAAGAUGAAACUCAAGGAACUUGAAGAGAUCGAGAAGGAGGUUGCUACGGCCUUGCAGAGCGCAGGUCAGGCGUGCUUGGAGCUUAGUCGGGAAAAACCGAGCAUGAAGCAAGUGGAAUCGAAUACGUCGAGCUUCCUGACUACAUUGCAGAAUGUCGAAGCUGCUCUGACAAAACAUAUACUUUACCUUACGCAAGUUUCCACUGUGCAGCCACAUGAAGGCUCAAGCUAUGCAGCACAGAAAGUAUUUCACAUGGCUCUUCAUCGACUUGAGCAUGCCCGUUCACGCAUGAACGAACUAGAACGCCUGCGCCACCAGCAACAGCAGGACCAGCCACAACAGCAGCCUCCGAUUCAACAACAAAUGCAACAGCCUCAACAAGAGCAAGAUUCCUGAAAACUAGGCGGAAGUGCGUGCAUAUGUGCCUUGUGGUGGUGCUGGCUUUCCUUCAUUGUGAAGAGGUUGUGUUUAUGUGCAUGAAGCUUCAGCAGAAGUGAUCUAUGUUGUGCACAUGGGGUAGUGCGGAAAGUAGCAUUCUACAAUUAGGAUUUGUACAUAUGGAGAAACGAACACUCGUGCUUUGCAGGCCACCUAGUUGAUAUUUAAGCCUCACUUGUAUACAGCAUUCAGGUCAUCAUGCUCCUUUUUGAAGCUUAAUAUGUGUUUUUGUGAGGGCUCUUCAGCCCUCAUUUAUUUAAGCUUUUAUUUAACCAAACAAUACAAGAAGUUGCAUGACACGAAUAACCAUGUUAAUUUAGCACUCACGAUAAGACGCUGUCCAAAGCUUGUUUCAUUAUACUUCACAGCCUAUUUGAAAGAAGUGAAAGAAACGCAAUUAACUGAGGGAAGUUUCUGCUGCACACAGCCAGAUUGGAAGAAGUUCUUUAAUGUACAGUAUGAAAGCACACUAAGAUGUACAGAAAGUUGCGUAGAACUGCUUUUAUUGUCAUUAAUUACCCGCUGUGCCAAAGUCUUGAAGAUGAUCAAAAUAAAAACAUUCAGUGUCUUUAAA